Molecule: messenger RNA, 1820 nt
Organism: Cydia strobilella
Lineage: Eukaryota; Metazoa; Arthropoda; Insecta; Lepidoptera; Tortricidae
Exons: 1
Coding region: 36-1283 (415 amino acids)
Source: RefSeq, a predicted model, not a curated record
ACGAAGGUGGGUGCGUACAUACGAUCGCGGUAAAAAUGACGGGCGUAAUUAAGUGCAAUUCGUGUAACAUAGUCAUCGAUGAACUGUUGGCUUAUGUUCAAAAUAAAGUGUCGUUAGUGGACGAGAUAACGCUUGUGCGGAUUUGUAAGUCUGCGUUCUCCAGUGAUGAGAUCAAAAACUCGAAGUCGUUACUGUUUGACUCGAUUCCAACGGAGGCACGCAAGAUUAAUCGAAAAAGUGAAGGCAAAGAAGAAAGGGACCUGCGAGACAUUUUUAAUGUUUUUAAGUCAACGGAGCCGGACGUAAUUCCAGUAUUUGUGGCGAGAAAACUCGAGCGUCUGCCACCGAUACUAUUUAAUAGUCUGGAUUGUACUAAGCUCUUGAAAGACAUGCUCAAGUUUCAAAAUGAUUUAGCAGAGAUUAAAGGGACGUACGCGACUUUGGAGCAGCUGAAGGGGUUGAAACUCGAACUCCUAGCGAAUAAAUAUGAUACGUUACCAUCGACACCUAUUUGUAACGUUAAUAAGAAGCGAGGGGCUGCCUGCUGGGCUUUGGAUACUAUGGAUAGUGGACCUGUGGGCAUUCUGCAGUGCAAUUCGAUGCUGGAUAGCUAUCAUGAUCGGGAACAAGCAUCAAAGAACGGUCACCCGAAUAAAAACAUUUGGGAGGUAGGCGCGCAAAACACGACAAACGGGUCAGCAAUUCAACAACCGUUAUCGGAUGAUAAGAGCGGCAACGACGCGGCAACGUUGAGUGGCGGCGUUGCCAGGCCGAAACCAGCUGUGCCCGAGCCCGAGAGUCAGCUGAUGGACGAUACCGUAAACAAUAGUGGUGGAUUAGCAAACCGCGUAACGCAUGAGUCAUCAUCUAUUAAAUUGCUAGAUGAGGAUAAUGAGGGGAAAUGGGAGAAGGUGCAGAGCCGUAAAAAACAACGAAAAUAUCGUUUUCAUGGCAAGUAUGGUGUUGCGCGGGACCUUCAAUGUAAUUUCAAAGCGGCAGAAAGGAAAGUUCCUGUCCUCAUUACAAACGUACAUAAGGAAACAACGGAAGAUGACAUUAUUCAAUACAUUUAUGGUCAAACAAAAGAUACAGUGUCGCUAAAAGAAAUAAACAUACAAAAACGGCGUGACUAUAAGGCAUACAAGAUGUACGUAUCUAAAAAUAAAUUACACAUGUAUUUGAAUGAGAAGUUGUGGCCUGAAGACAUUAUAUUCAGACGUUUUGUAAAUUAUACGAACGGAGGGAACUCUGUGACCGGCCUUGAAAUCAAGAAAAAUGAAUAAUACAAGUAAGGUGUGUACUUUUGCCAGUUUUAACUGCAAGUCGAUAAAGCGCUCCAUAGAUGGUGUGAGGGAGUUAUGUCGUACCUGUGACGUAAUAGCCUUACAAGAAACAUGGUUACUGAAAGAGGAUUUAUGUUACCUAAGCACUGUAGAUAGUGAGUUUGGGUUUACGGGAACUUCGGCCGUCGACACGUCAGUGGAAAUACUACGCGGUAGACCGUAUGGCGGAGUAGCGCUUUUGUGGAAACAUAGUGUUUUUUCUGAGGUGUCCGUGAUAAAAUGUGAUAAUAGUCGAGUGUGUGCAAUCAAGGUCGCCAUUAAAGAUCGUUAUAUAAUUGUAAUGAGCGUAUACAUGCCUACUAAUUCGGCUGUGAAUCUGUCGGAGUUCACGGACUGCCUGGGUACGGUGAGUGCAAUCAUAGAUGAAUAUGGCAUAGAAUCCGUUUAUAUUCUAGGAGAUUUUAAUGCUAACCCGGGGGAAUUAUUUUUCACGGAGCUAAUGGAGUUUUGUAGGGAACAGAACUGGUCUUGCAUCGA